Molecule: messenger RNA, 1623 nt
Organism: Fonticula alba
Lineage: Eukaryota; Rotosphaerida; Fonticulaceae
Exons: 5
Coding region: 1-1623 (540 amino acids)
Biological process (GO): SRP-dependent cotranslational protein targeting to membrane; SRP-dependent cotranslational protein targeting to membrane, translocation
Cellular component (GO): signal recognition particle, endoplasmic reticulum targeting; cytosol
Molecular function (GO): endoplasmic reticulum signal sequence receptor activity; ATP hydrolysis activity; 7S RNA binding
Source: RefSeq, a predicted model, not a curated record
AUGUCACUCUCGGACCUCGGGCGCAGCAUCACCGGCGCCCUGCGCAAUAUCACCAGCUCCGAUGACAUCGACCAACCGAUGAUCAACACCAUGCUCAACAACAUCGCCAAGGCCUUGAUGGCCUCCGAUGUGAACAUCGGUCUGAUCACCAGCCUGAACAACAACAUCAAGAAGAACCUGCAGUUUGAGGCGGGCGCCUCGGCUGCCAGCAAGAAGCGCCAGAUUCAGAAGGUCGUGUACAACGAGCUGGUCAACCUGGUGGACCCAGGCGUGGAGCCCUUCAAGCCGAAGAAGGGCCAGGCCAAUGUCAUCAUGUUUGUCGGCCUCCAGGGCAGUGGUAAGACCACCACCUGUACCAAGCUGGCCUACAACUUCCGCCGGAAGGGCUGGCGCACUGGGCUCGUGUGCGCGGACACCUUCCGUGCCGGUGCCUUCGACCAGCUGACACAGAACGCCACCAAGGCGCAGAUCCCCUACUACGGUAGCCACACGGAGACCGACCCGGUGGUCAUCGCCCAGGAGGGUGUGAAGAAGUUCAAGUCGCAGAACUUCGAGAUCAUCAUCGUUGACACCUCGGGCCGCCACAAGCAGGAGGCCGACCUCUUUGAGGAAAUGGUCCAGAUCGAGCGGGCCAUCUCGCCGGACGAGGUGAUUUUCGUCAUGGAUGCCAGCAUCGGCCAGGCGGCCAAGAUGCAGGCCACCGCCUUCAAGAAGGCUGUGGACGUCGGCUCGGUCAUCAUCACCAAGCUGGAUGGCCAUGCGAAGGGCGGCGGUGCGCUGUCGGCGUACUUCCAGGCGGUGCAGAGCAUGGGCCCCAUCUCCCAGGUGAUGGGCAUGAUCCCGGGGUUCUCCCAGAGCUCGGAGUUCCUGAAGGGCAGCGAGCCGGAAAUCGCGGCGCGUUUCUCCCGGCUACUGUGUGUGCUGGAAUCCAUGACCGAGACGGAGCUCGAUGAUCCGGAGGCGCGGCACUUUUUCGACGAGUCGCUCGGGUCGCUCGGGCGCCGGCGCCGAGUGGCUCGCGGGUCCGGCGUCCCCAUGUUCGAGGUGGAGCUCAUCCUCUCGCAGUACAAGCAGAUGGGCGGCCUGAUGAAGACCAUGGGCACCAUGCAGGGGCUCAAGCAGGGGCUCAUGCCGGGCAUGGGCGGCCCCGGCGGCGGGCAGGCCGGCGUCAAGGGCGCCCCCAGCCGCCAGCAGCUCAUGAAGAUGCAGAAGGAGAUGAUGAAGCAGAUGGGCGGCCCGGAGGCCAUGAAGGCGGCCAUGCGUCAGGCCCAGCAGGGCGGCGGCAUCGGCGGCAUGCUCAACAGUCUGAUGGGCGGCGGCGCCGGCGGCGCCGGCGGCAUGCCCGACAUGGGGGCCAUGAUGCAGCGCAUGAUGGGCGGCGCUGGCGGCGCCGCCGGCAUGCCCAACAUGAAUGCCAUGAUGCAGCAGAUGAUGGGCGCCGGGGCCGGUGGCCCGGGUGCCGCCCCCGGCAUGCCGGACAUGAAUGCCAUGAUGCAGAUGAUGGGCGGCGCCGGCGGCGCCGGCGGCAUGCCGGACAUGAGUGCCAUGAUGCAGCAGAUGAUGGGCGGCGGCGCUGGGGCCGGGCCUGGAGCCGCGCGCCCCGGCGCCGCGCGCAAGCGCUAG